Messenger RNA from Lotus japonicus, 3250 nucleotides. RefSeq names its product protein LATE ELONGATED HYPOCOTYL-like. NCBI's taxonomy places the organism in Eukaryota, Viridiplantae, Streptophyta, Magnoliopsida, Fabales, Fabaceae. The record is from RefSeq and is a predicted model, not a curated record. The transcript is spliced from 7 exons. Gene Ontology annotation, molecular function: DNA binding. Bases 808 to 3081 code for a protein of 757 amino acids.
AUUAUAGUGGCUGAGAUUGCUCCUCGCGCUUACACAGUUCACUACAUACACUUCUGCUUUUGCUUCGUCUUCGUUGUUCUCGUUUCGCUUCUCGAUUCUUCGAUUUCUGGCGGUUUUCCCGAUCUGAAACUGAAAAUGAAUCCUCCGGCGAGUGUCCGGUGACGAUCACUCUCUUCUUCUUCUUCGUCCACGGCAUGUCUUUGUUCCGAGGUGCUGUUGCUUACUACUCACAGCGUGACUCUGUUGAGUUUAAUUUCUCUGAUUUUGAGUUUUUCUCGGCAACCAAACAGGAGGAUUGGAAAUUUGCUGUGAUAGUAAACUAGUAAAGUAUUUGAGAAAGUGAACAUAGAGAUGGUUAUUGUUGUUGUUGUUGGAUGUGAUUUUAGAUUUUAGUACUGAUUGUGCUUUCACUCGCUUUUGAAAGGUUUUGGUGCUGUGAAGUUCGUUGUUUUGGUGAGAAUUCUGAUUAAGGAAAAUUUCUUGUAUUCUUCAUUCGGAGAAGCGGUUGAUUCUAGAAAAUUUUAAAUUUGAUUAUCGUCUUUAAUGCAUUAAUUUUCCAUGUGAGAUGUGAAUUGGAAUGCUUAUUCCUUCUGAUACGAAACAGAGACGGAUCUCUACCUAUUGUUUCUCGCUUUGUUUCUUUUGCAGUAGUAGUAGUAGUAGUAGCAUCACCAUACCUGCAGAUUCUUCUGCUCAGUUUCAACCGUGUUUCGCAUCACAAAAAAAUGAAAGGAGGUAUUCGUUGUAUACGCUCUUCGUCCGUGAAGAUCUGAAGCAGCGCUAGCCGCUAGCUGCUCACGUCCUGAAAUGGAUGCGGCGGACUCCUCUAGCGAAGAAGUGAUUGUUAAGACAAGAAAGCCAUAUACAAUCACAAAGCAAAGAGAACGAUGGACGGAGGAGGAGCAUAAUAGGUUUCUCGAAGCUCUGAAGCUACAUGGGCGAGCAUGGCAGCGCAUAGAAGAGCAUAUAGGAACAAAGUCUGCUGUGCAAAUCAGGAGCCAUGCACAGAAGUUCUUUACUAAGUUGGAGAAAGAGGCCCUGGUGAAGGGUGUUCCAAUUGGACAAGCUAUUGAUAUUGACAUUCCCCCUCCAAGGCCUAAAAGAAAACCAAGCAAUCCUUAUCCUCGGAAGUCGAGUGCUGUCACUGCAACAUUACAAAGUGGAGAAAAGGAUGUAAAACUCAAUUCAGUGGAAUCUUCGCAUGUUGAAUCUUCGCAUGUUAAACUAACACUGGACUUGGAAAAAGAGCCACUUCCAGAGAAACAUAAUGUAGACGAAGGUCCAACAACUGUAAAAGAAAAUAAGGACGGAGACCACUUAGAAGUAUUUACUGUUGGCCCAGAUGUACCUUAUUCCUCUGUAUCUUCAGCAAACAAGAGUUCAGUAUCAACGUCAGUGCCUUGGGGAAGUUCAGGCGCUUUAAAGGAGAUUACGCCUUCACUGAAAGAGGUAAUAGCACUAGAUGGAACAAAUGAAUCUUUUAUCACUAUUGAACUUGGAAAUCGAAAGUUGGCGACCAAUGAUGGAAAACAGACUAAUGGCUGUAGUAAAGACUCCAAGUUGGAGGAUUCUGAAGCUUCACAAGUGAAAUUGGUUCAAAGUGAGAAAACAGAUGGUCUUAAUUGUGCAUUUACAAUAGAUGGAAUGCAGAGCAAUCAGAAUUACCCUAGACAUGUUACUGUGCAAGUUUUUGAUGGGAAUGUAAGCACAAACACUCAAAAUCCAUCUCAAGAUAUGCGGUUACGAGACUCCAUAUUUCAGCCAAUAGGAGAGGUUAAUGGGCAACCUAAGGUUUUUACCAAUUCAGCUGCAUCAAACACAGGGGAAAGUCAAAGUAACACAGGACAAUCGUCUAUUCACCAAUCAUUUCUUCCUUAUCCUCCCUUCACACAACAUAAUCAAGAUGAUUACCAAUCAUUUAUUCACAUGUCCUCCACAUUUUCAAGCCUUGUUGUCUCUAACUUGCUGCAAAAUCCAGCAGCUCAUGCUGCAGCAAGUUUUGCUGCUACAUAUUGGCCCCAUGCACGCCCAGAAACUUUAGCAGAUUCUUCUAGGUGCUCCGAAGGAGGUUUUCCAUGUAGGCAAAUGGGCUCUCCUCCAAGUAUGGCAGCUAUUGUAGCUGCUACUGUUGCUGCUGCAACUGCAUGGUGGGCAACUCAUGGAUUGCUUCCUAUGUGUGCUCCUCCCCAUACUGCUUUUGCCUUCCCUCCUGCAUCAGUGACUGCUGUUCCAUCAGUGAAUACUGAUGAAGGACCAGCGUCGGAGAUAGAGCAAGGAAAUACUUAUAUACAAAAUCCUCCUCAGCAAGGUCAGAUACUGGAUCCAGAACACUCUGAAGCUCAACAAACUCAACAUUCAGCUUUGAAGUCACCAACUAUUACAUCAUCAGAUUCUGAGAAUGGAGAUGCCAAGUUACAUACUUUAUUGAAGGCUACUGAUCAUGAGAUGAAAGAAGUUUCUCAGCACCUUGAUUCCAAUAUAACGAAGGGCAAAACCCUGGUUGACCGUUCCUCAUGUGGUUCCAACACCUCUAGUAGCGAUUUGGAGACUGAUGCAUUAGAAAAGGAUGAGAAAGGGAAGGAAGAGCUUGAAACUCUUGAUGCUAACCUUUUAGCUGCUGAGUUUAUUAACCGUCGUUAUAGAACUGUUAGCAACCUUACUGAUUCUUGGAAGGAGGUUUCUGAAGAGGGGCGAGUGGCCUUUCGGGCUCUAUUCUCCAGACAGGUGCUGCCUCAAAGCUUUUCACCUCCACAGAAUUUGAAAAAUAAGGAUCAUCAAUUGGACAACAUCAUGGACGACAAGCUAAACACAGAUGACAAAGAUAAAGACGACGUUGACCGCCAGAAAUGCAGUUCUAGUUAUGAAGGAAUGCAGAAAAACCUGCCAUUCUUUGAAAUUAACGAGGAAGGACAGGUAACCAUUGGGCUUGAACAAGGAAAGCUCAAUACUCGUCGAACAGGCUUUAAGCCCUACAAAAGAUGUUCCAUGGAGGCCAAGGAAAACCGGGUUGGUACGACCAGCAACCAAGGUGAUGAGAAAGGUUGUAAGAGAAUACGUUUGGAAAGAGAGGCUUCAACUUGAGGUUUGAUAUAUGCGUGCAAUCACAUAAAGGAAACCUUUGGUUUUUGCAUAUCAUUUAUAAUCCCCCACAACGGUGUAUCUCUAUUGUUUAUUUCUAAUCUUGCAGCUUAAGAAACUUUUCCUGUCGGUGUGUGUACCAUAUUUAAUUACUACAUACGCUCUUUUACUA